Messenger RNA from Orbicella faveolata, 6504 nucleotides. RefSeq names its product protein mono-ADP-ribosyltransferase PARP14-like. Gene Ontology annotation, molecular function: NAD+ poly-ADP-ribosyltransferase activity; RNA binding; ubiquitin binding. NCBI's taxonomy places the organism in Eukaryota, Metazoa, Cnidaria, Anthozoa, Scleractinia, Merulinidae. The record is from RefSeq and is a predicted model, not a curated record. Gene Ontology annotation, biological process: negative regulation of gene expression; positive regulation of type II interferon-mediated signaling pathway; protein poly-ADP-ribosylation. Gene Ontology annotation, cellular component: nucleus; cytoplasm.
ACGUUACCUUUCCUUCGAUUGAAGUCAAUUUUGUUCAUCACUCUUAUAAUGUGUAUGAGUGACCAUGACGUUCCAAAAUAUCUUUUAAUGAACUUUGAUUUACAGAGGAUGAAUAUGAAGAAGAGGAAGAACAAGACGAAAAUUUCGAAGAAGAGGAAGACGAUUUUGAUGUCAGUCGCUUUGUUGAGUCAGAAGAUGACAAUGGGGAAGAGAAGGCUAAAAAUAAUUUGACAGCGGAGAUGUCAUCUGUUACUAGCAAGAACGUACAAGACGAAGACCCCGAGGAGAUGGAAGAAAAACUGAAAAAGCUUGAGGAAAUUUUCAGCUGUUUGCCACCAGUCCUGAUCAGAAGAGUUCUAAAUGGCGAUGACGUCAAGGGAAACGUUGCAAUAGCAAGCCAGCGGCUACAGGAAUUUCAAGAUAUGGAAAAUCCACAGGACAUAUUCAAAAGCCCACCGACAGUCAAGCCCUUGACAGGUACUGUAGAGGAAACGAGUUCUAGAGGAACUGAUCAGCCGAGGAAUUUCCGAGGAAAAAAGAGGAGAAAUAGGAUUAGAAGCGACAAUGACAUGCCCAAGGAACAUGAAGAGAUACAAGACUUGAGAAGAGAUAGCUUUGACGAUACCAGGGCGGAAAACAGGGGCGGUUACCAAGGUAAUCGAGGCCAAAAUGCAAAGCAAAGAGGAGGGUACAAGGGAAGGCCAAGAGGAGCACCAAGGGGAGGUUCCAGAGGCGGUUUUGCACAGGGACAAAGUGACUACCAAGGAUUCAGAGAUAAUGAUGUUGGAUUGUCUCAAGGAUGUGGCUUUGGUGGUGACGACAUCUUCCAGCCUCAAAGAGGACAUGGAAACCGCGGUGGUCGAGGACAUCCACCAAAACCGAAGCCAAAGAACAGGGGUCGAGGCUACAGGGGAAGAGGUAGUAAUUAUCAGACACCUGGCGAAAGUUUCCAGCAUGGCGAUCAGUUUUGUUAUGGCGAUUCUCAGCCUCAAUUUAACCAAAGGCAGCAUUAUCCAGAGAGAGGUGGAGCCAGCCAACAGAAUCAACGAAGGAGGGAGGUUCGUGGAAGAACUGCAGCUCCAUUGCAACCGUCUGACUUCACUGACGGUAAUGCGGUGAAACGCAGUGCUAAUAACGACUCUCUACUAGGUCCUUUUGGGGGAGAUGAUCCAAACAGACGCGGUCAAGGAAACCGCGGGAGACCUCGAAAUAAUGGUAACAGAGGGCGUGGUCGGGGAGGAAUGAGACGUGCGCAGAGCUUGUCGAGUGUCACAGAGAGUGGUGACCAGAACUCCGGUCAGGCUGGAUCAAAUGUAAAGGAGCAGUCUCGAUUUGAACGGAAUCAGUUACUCGUUUGUGGGCUGAGUGGAUCAACGACUGAAGAAUGCGUGACGAACUUCAUCGAAGUUAUGAGCGGUGAAGAGGUGAAGGAAGUAACGCUGAGAAACGACAAAGCCCUGGUCACAAUGGCCAACGACAUAACAGAUUUUAGUAGAAUCAAGACCAAAGGCGAAAAAAGAGGCUUAAAUUCAGCAAAGGUUACCAUCAAACAAGUUCCUCUCUGUACAAGCAUUGUCGUCAGCGGCAUUUCGGAUAAUGCUACCCAUGAUGCUAUUGAACUACACUUCGAAAGUCGAAGAAACAGUGGGGGUCCUGUGGAAAGCGUACAUUUUGUACCUAAAAGUGGUAGAGCUGUGGUUGUGUUUGAAGAUCCAAAAGAUAUGGAAAGAGUUUUAGCCAGACAGGAAGAAAAACCACAUGUCUUAAAUCAAACGCAACUGUCAAUCAGAAUCUACAAUGAGUUUUUCGAAAGUGAGGAGGAUGACGUGCCAGACGAUUCAGCUGGACUGGCGGCUACCUCAGACAGUACCGAACAAACUCAAGUCAGCCAGCAGUCCAAAGCGAAUUCGCAGCAGUUGCACAUAGCUGUAGACCCGGAUGUAAUGGAAUUCGUCACCACUUCAGUAUUUCAUGAUAAGCUGAAAAAUUCCCUGGCAGCGAAGAAGAGUGAAAUUACCUGGAAACCGAACAACAAAAUGGCUGUAAUAGUGUACCAGGGAGGAGACGACAGUCAUUCGUGGCAGUCCGAGUGCAUUGAUGAAGUACAAAAUUACUUCGGCAAAUUUGCGAAGCACGACGUUCAAGUCAACAAAGAUUUCUGGGGAGCCGUGGUGUCACAGUUAUCCACUAUUCUCGCCUGCUUGGGAGUAGAUCCUCCGCUGGUCAAACUUAUCGAUGAUUCUUUUGUUGCCAGAAUUGUUUCCCUGAGCUCAGAUGUGAAAGAUUAUGAAGAGAAGUUGAAAUCAAAAUUGGAGGAGAUAUACCGGGAGGAGACCAGAAAAACUUACCUGAAGAAAAAAGUACCAAACGUUCCUGAGGAACGCUUAAUUCUGUUGAAGAAGAUCAAGUUUGUGGAGAAACUUCAAGAGAAGAACAAGGAGCUGGAGAUAAAGUUGGACACUGAAGGUGAAGAAAUCUAUUUUGAAGGCCCUCAGCCACAGUUUACAGAAGCAACUAUGAAGUUUUACAAACAAAUGUCCGACAUGGUUGAAAAGACUUUGACUCUAUCCGACCGCAUCUUAGAAGUUUUAGGCUCGGACGAAGGGUUAAAGAAAGUGAAAUGUGAGUUGGAAAACAACAAUGUGGAGGCAGUGUUCGUCAUUGACAAAGACGCCAAGAUCGUGGGGACGUCAGCUGCGCAUGCGGACAAUGCCGCAAGGCUCGUGAACAAGCUGAUGUUGGAAGAAAAAGUCCAAGUGGAUGAUAAGAGCAAAUACUUAUUGAAAUCAGCAGAAUGGCGCAGGUUGUGUGACGAAAUCAACACUGAAACAUCUGUCCGUAUCCAUAGGAACAACUGGAAUGACACCUACGUGGCUGGGUUCCGGGAUGACGUCAUAGAGGUGAUGAAGAAGCUCAAUACGUUUUUAGAGAGCAACUGCAUCAGGAAUGAACGUUUUGUAUGCUCGUCUCAGAUUGUCAGAAGGUAUGUUGCCGAGCUUUGUCAGGAAGAUUUACGCUCCAUUGAAAAUCAACUGAAAGAUUUUGAAGUGAAGAUUAACAAAGGAAAAGGCGAUGAUGAUUUUGACAUUUCUGGAAACAAAGAAGGCUUGAUUCGUGCGAGAAAGAAGCUUGGCGCUCUCAUAAAGGACACUGCGUCUGAAACAUUUGACGUGAAACAGCCAGGCCUUCGGAAGUUCUUUGACAGUGGUAAAGGAGAUCGUCUUGUUAAAUCAGUGGAAAAGGACCAUAGCUGUGCGAUUCAAGUCAAGAAUUUUGGCCAAAGGUGGGAUGACUCGCGCAGCCAAGCAGCGGCUGUAGAUUCUGCUUCGUCUGGAAGUGACGAUGAUGACAGUGAUGUUGAUGAUGAAGGUGACGACGACGCUGCUGUGAGCGAUUCUGAUGCGUCUACCUUGGUGAUGACUCAAGGCCACAAGAUAUCAUGGAAACCUGGAAACAUUGAGAUGGAGAAGGUUGACGUAUUGGUCAGUUCGGUCGGAGCAUCCUGUCAAGCGAUAGUCAAUGCUGGUGUUCCUGCAAUGACAAAUCCAAACGUUGGAGACAUUACUGUUAAUUCCGGUUUACCUUUGACCAAGCAAGUGAUCCACACAAACUGUUGCCAGUGGCAGGGUGGCCAAGGGGACGUGACUCUACGGGCCAUCGUCCAAAAGUCUCUGCAGAAGGGGGAAGAGCUUGGAGCGAGGUCCAUUGCAUUUCCUGUCAUAGGCACUGGAAAACUCGGCUUCCCACGAGAUGCAGCCUCGAGAAUCAUGUUAGAAGAAACGAUCAGCUUUUGCCAAAACAAUCCUUAUUCUAACGUGCAGGAUAUUCGAUUUAUCGUGUUCCAGGGAGAUCAGGCAUUAACUGCUGCCUUCAAACAAGAGAUGGACAAAUUGAAAUCCAAAUUCCGUCCUGCCUACACUAUGAGGGGGCUGUUAAGCAGUAUUCGUUCUAGGUUCCGACGAAGGGUCCCACUCUCUUCGGGGGGUGUUCAUAUCGAGGUUCUGCAAGGUGACUUGUGCCAGGAGACAACAGACGCCAUCGUGAAUAUAGCCAGCAAAGACAUGAAUAUGGAGACUGCAGGAGCGUUGAGCAAGGCAGUGAAACUAGCAAGUGGUCCUCAAGUGGAGGCUGAGUGCAACCAGUUGGGACAGCAGUCGGGUGGAUCAGCGGUGAUUACUAGUGGAGGGAAUUUAAAAGCUCAUCACAUCAUUCACAUGAUCCCAGACUCUGCGACAAAGGAUCAUCUGCAGCAGUGCGUGGAAAGAUGCCUUCGUCUUGCAGAAACAAAAGGUCUUCAGUCCAUUUCUAUCCCAGCAAUUGGAACUGGAGCAUUCGGUUUGUCUGCUGUAGACUCAGCUAGCCUGAUAUUUCAAGCUCUUGGCAACUUUAGCGGAAGUUUCAACAACAUUCGUAAGGUUAGGAUUGUGGUCUUCCAACCUCAAAUGCUGCAGUCAUUUCAGCAGGAGAACCAGAGGCACUUCUCGUAUUCUAGUGGAGGCACGGCUGCACCCAUUGGUAAGGAUCACCGCUUUAGUGUGGAAGUCAUAAAUGGUGAUCUAACUCAAGAGAGAACCGACGCCAUCAUGAAUAUCAACAGCGCAGAUAUGAACAUGAAUAACGCCGGUGACUUGAGCAAAGCAAUAGCAAGAGCCAGCGGUCAACAGGUGCAGCAAGAGUGUAGCCAGCUGGGAAAGCAGUCCGCGGGCUCAGCUGUGAUGACCAGUGGCGGGAACUUACAAGUAUCUCACAUCAUUCACAUAAUUCCGGGAUCUUCAGAUAAACAACAUCUUCAGCAAUGUUUGGAGGAGGGUCUUCGUGUUGCAGAUGCACACAACCUUCGAUCGAUCUCAAUUCCAAGUGUUGGUACCGGCGGAUAUGGCUUGGCCGCGGCGGACUCGGCUCAGGUAACGUUUCAAGCGCUCAACAACUUCAAUGGCAGCUGUAAGAGUGUUCGCAAAGUGAGAGUGGUUGUAUUUCAAGCUCAGAUGAUCCAUGAAUUUUUGCAAGAGCAGCGGAGAGACUCAAUGCAAGAUGUGGACGAAGAAGAAAGCGACUCAUCUUCAGAUGAGACAGAUGCUGGCCAGCCAAGAAUGCGUGUAAAAAGUCCAAUAAAACAAGCAAGUCUUGACCACUCUGUGCGAAUUUGUGUGAUUGGCAAGAAAAAAGCUGGAGUGGAAAAAGCUGUGGAGUCUUUGAAGAAAGGUUUCUCUGAAGCUUGUACAACUGAGAAAGUCGAAAGUGAGGUCAUUAGUCAACUCUCUCAUAAACAGAUUGUCAGCCUGAGAAGAAAAGCCGAGGACCGUGACGUCAAACUUGUAGUCGAGGCUGAUGUUGAUCGCAUUGUCGUACGGGGUCAACCGGCUGAAGUGUCCGGCAUGGUCGGGGAGAUCUGGAAAGAGAUAAGUGAGAGGACAAAAAAGACCCAGGAGGAAGAACAGGCGCAACUGGUGGCAAUGAACAUAGAAUGGAGUUAUGAAAUACAUGGUAGUAAAAUGAAUUUCGGUCGGAAAGCCAACGCCAAGAUUGAGAUGGCGAGCAGCAAAGAUAAGCCCAUAGUACAAGUAUCUUUACGUGGAGACCAGUUUGUUAUCGAUUUGAAGGCAAAAACUGGCCGAGCGCAACGAACCGGUGAACAAAUUACACUGACGAGGAAGGUAAAGGGAGCUGAAGAAGGAAUUGCUCUUCCCAAACACUGGACGCCAAUGCCAAAUGCUAACAUGACAGUGCACCUGGUUCCACUCUCACGAAGUUCCACUGAGUACCAGGAUGUCCAGCGCAAGUUCCAAGCUACCGCUGGUGCAGUGAGUAUUCAGAAAAUAGAACGAAUUCAGAAUCCUCAUCUUUAUCAGUCUUACACCGUAAGAAAACAGAAGAUGGACAAAGACAUCGGUGGGAACAGUGAACGGCAGCUGUUUCAUGGAACCGAUUCUAAAAAUGUCAGCCAUAUCAACACUCAAGGAUUUAACAGAAGCUUUUGUGGGGCUCAUGGAGUUGCCUUUGGCCGCGGUGUGUAUUUUGCAAGAGACGCUCAAUACUCACUUGGUUACGCAAGGGGAGGAGUCGGGGGCCGCCACAUGUACCUUGCCCGGGUCCUGGUCGGGCAGUAUUGUGUGGGCAACUCUUCAAUGAUAGUGCCUCCCCCAAAGAAUCAUUCAAGACCUGAGAUAUUGUAUGAAUCAGUGGUUAAUAAUCAAGGAAACCCGUCUAUUUUUGUUGUAUUUUAUGAUAAUCAGUGCUACCCUGAAUACCUUAUAACUAUGCAGUAGGCAAAAUCCUUAUGCGUCGACAUCCUUGGUAGAAAAGUAGUUUGUAGUUCAAUCAGUUAUAUUUUAAUUAUGCACAGUUUACCUGGUUUAUUCGGAGAGAGCAGUGAAUGAAAUGUAGUGAGUAGUGUUUUUUCUAUGCACUUUUCAAAGUGCGUUUUUCCUUAGCGUACGGUGGUUUCAAAGGCCGUUUGUCCCGUUCCUGGGGAAGGGGGUACCUACAAAGUUUUAUCCGGGGGGG